AUGAAGACGUAUGGCAAGACACCGGAUGGAACAGUCUUCAUCGUUCCAACUACUCAUGAUAUGGUGUCUCAACUACUUGAUCCACGACAGCCUAAGAACCUCUCGGAUGCCCUGGUACUCGCUAUUCUGGCAUUGCAUAUCCUGGCUGCCUACCUGCUCCCCGAUGGUCUCAAGAAGCCCGUGUUCGCCGCCAUCUUCCUUUGGUGGAGAGCUUCCUACAAUAUUGGCAUUGGAGUACUAUUGCGCGUCCAAUCGAAUCACAAGCUACUUGUGAAAUGGGCCAAGAAGUGGAGGCUAUUCGAGAACCCAGCUUCUGGUAACCAGCCACGGCCAUGGCUCUACAAGCUCUUGAAGAACGAACUCGAAGCCAAGAUUCCCGAGGACUACGAGUUUGAGCAAGCGCCUAUUGAAUACAAUACCUGGCUUGUCUUCCGCAGAGUUGUUGACUUGAUUUUGAUGUGUGACUUUGUGUCGUACUGUCUGUUCGCCAUUGUCUGCGCUCACCAGCCUGAAAGCGAAGGCCUCUCCCUAUUCCUUGGGCGUUGGGUUGUCGGAAUCGCAUUGUUCGGCUUCAACUUGUGGGUGAAACUUGACGCCCACAGAGUCGUGAAGGACUAUGCUUGGUACUGGGGUGAUUUCUUCUACCUCAUUGAGCAGGAAUUGACCUUUGAUGGGGUCUUCGAGAUGGCUCCUCACCCUAUGUACUCCAUCGGUUAUGCCGGGUAUUACGGCAUCUCUGCGAUGGCUGCAAGCUACGAGGUUCUCUUCAUCUCUAUUGCUGCUCAUCUUGCGCAAAUGAUCUUCCUUGUCGUGGUUGAGAAUCCCCAUAUCGAGAAGACCUACAACCCGCCUCCUCCACGAGUACGGUCUGACGGUGGUCGCGAAUCUUUUGGGUCACAGGAAAGUGAAACCAAGCCACCGAACCAGGAGGUCCCAUCGCAGAUUCACAACUUGCUUGGCUUCAAGAAUUUGGACCUUUUCCGGACCACUGACUAUGCAGUCAUCCUUCUAGUCUUCUAUACUGUCUGCAUGACCGUCUUCACUCCCACGACCCCGAUCUACCAGGCGCUUUUCGUUCUACAUGCGUUAUUUUGGCGUCUGUGGUAUUCAGUCGGGUUGGGAAUUAUGCUAAACCUGCAGUCGAAGGAGAAGAUGUUCACUCGUCACUUUGUCAAAUAUGGCGAGAGUGCCGGCGAAGCUUGGCGCCAGUGGAAAGGCAUGUACCACUUGAGUCUUACCAUGUGCCACGCUUCAUUCAUUGCUGCAUGCUGGAAGAUGUACUCGCUGCCGGAUGACUGGAGCUAUGGCUGGGUCAUGUUGAAGCAUGUCGUGGGCUUCGGUUUGAUUGCCUUGCAGAUCUGGACUGCCGUGAGCAUCUACGAUGAGCUGGGAGAGUUUGGCUGGUUCUUUGGAGAUUUCUUCUUUGACCACAAAGUGAAACUUACCUAUAAGUCUAUCUACCGUUUCCUGAACAACCCGGAACGUGUAAUGGGUUUGGCAGGCUUGUGGGGCGCUGCCUUGAUUACCUGGAGCCGCGCCAUCUUCCUCCUUGCCAUUGUUAGUCAGAUUCUGACCCUGGGAUUCAUUGAGCUGGUCGAAAAGCCGCACAUGCAGAAGGUGUACGGCAGGAGAAACAUCCGAGACGAAGCGGGUCUUACCAAAUUCAUCAAGAAGUCUCUCCCAGCUCCCGUCAAGGGUUGGCAAUCGAGUGUCGACAAGGUCUUGGACGAGACAAAGCACUUUGUUGACGAUGUGGUCGAAGCGGCACGGCCGCUGUUUGCAGCUGGUGUGUCGACUAUUGUGCGAGACACCACUCAGCUCUUCAACAAAUAUCCGGCACGACUCACCAUCACUCGACUGUCUCCAGACUUGGCAGGCUACGACCCCAAGCAUUACUCACUGUCAGUAGAGGGCACACCUUCACUAUCGGGCAUCAAUGAGCGUGCUACUGGAAAGGAGAGCUUAACUGCUAGAGUUCCUAAGGAUGUUAAGACAGCAGUCUUCGAGUACGGUGCACCGAUCAGGGUCAAGUGGACCGCCCCUGCGAACCACAGCAAAAAGGAUUGGAUUGGUCUGUACAUGGUCACCGACAAUAGGUCUCGAGACGUUACGGAGGUCUCGUCUCUUGGGCGUUGGGCUCCGACUGUCCCUGGUGGCUAUGAUAUGGCGAGCGACAAAGGAGUGCUUGUGUCUGAAAAGCCAGUACCUCAGUCAGGAGAUUCCGAUGUCAAGCUUGUACAAGGCGAGAUGAUAUUUGAAGGCGAUAGGCUCUGGUGGACUCAGGGUGUCUUUGAGUUCCGACUCCACCACGAUGGUCAUCAUAACGUAAUGUCCAUCUCGGAGCCGUUUGAGAUUAAGAUUAGCAAAUUCGACGAGGAGGAUGUACAGGCUGAUUCUGGAGGCCUUUACCAACAAGCGGUGGAGUCGGCACUGCUUCCAAUUGUACAGAACUGUCUGGACCGCGAUCCUGAUAUUGCCCCCAACACGGUCGAUGAGCCUUAUGGAAGCCACGUCGAAAGGGACAGCAAAUAUGCGAAGAGAGUCGUCUAUGCUAUCCACCACAUGUUUGGUAUCGAGUUCGCGCCAGCGGUAGUACCGGCUGAUGGCAACGUCAGGAAGCUGGCGUGGAGGAUAUGUAAUGCAAAACAGGUUCUUGCUCCGUACAGCAUGUCUCCAUCGCUGGAUGUGGUAGAUGCCUCGUCGGCAGUAGAUCCGACUAUUCUGAGCCUACGCAAGAGUCUCUGCUCAGAAGACUCGCCGCUCCCCGUCCGCUUCAGAGCCUUAUUUUCGCUGAAGCACCUCGCGACCAACUCCACCGGCCAGGAUGCGCUCGCCGCCAUCGACGCCAUCGCUGCGGCGUUCAGCUCUCCGUCUGCGCUUCUGAAGCACGAGUUGGCGUACUGCCUUGGGCAGACGGGCAACAUGGCAUCAACGCCGUACUUGCGGCAGGUGCUGGAGGAUUUGGAGGAGGAUACCAUGUGCAGGCACGAGGCCGCCGAGGCUUUGGGCGCCCUGGGCGAUGCGCAGAACCUGGAUAUCCUAAAGCAGUACAGGGAUCGCGAAGGAGAGGACGUGGCGGUCAAGGAGACGUGCGAGAUUGCAAUUGACAGGCUGGAAUGGGAGAAUUCAGAGCAAAGAAAGCAGGAGAAGCUGCGACAGAGUGAUUUCGCAUCUGUCGACCCUGCUCCCCCAAUGCCUGAAUCUAAAAGGACCGUGGACGACCUGGGCAAAGCUUUGAUGGACACUACGCUCCCUCUCUUCCUCCGGUAUCGAGCCAUGUUUGCUCUUCGAGAUCUCGCCUCCCCACCCGACCUGCCUACGGCUGUUCCAGCUGUUCUCGCCCUUGCCAAAGGCUUCGCCGAUGCCUCCGCCCUCUUCCGCCACGAAAUCGCCUUUGUUUUCGGCCAGCUGUCACAUCCGGCUUCCAUUCCUGCUCUAACAGCUGCCCUCAGCAAUCUUGAGGAGGCCAGCAUGGUCAGACAUGAGGCUGCUGAGGCGCUCGGGAGUCUGGGUGAGGAAGAUGGCGUCGAGGAUGUCCUUAAGCGGUUCUUGCAUGACAAGGAGCGUGUUGUCCGGGAGAGCGUCAUCGUUGCCCUCGACAUUGCCGAGUAUGAAAAGGGCGGCGAGGCCGAGUAUGCGUUGAUACCAGAAACUGGAAGCACUGUGGCUUAG
Messenger RNA from Phaeoacremonium minimum UCRPA7, 3672 nucleotides. Its product is annotated as putative phosphatidylethanolamine n-methyltransferase protein. The coding region runs from base 1 to 3672 and encodes 1223 amino acids. Gene Ontology annotation, biological process: peptidyl-hypusine biosynthetic process; phosphatidylcholine biosynthetic process. The record is from RefSeq and is a predicted model, not a curated record. Gene Ontology annotation, molecular function: deoxyhypusine monooxygenase activity; phosphatidylethanolamine N-methyltransferase activity. The transcript is spliced from 5 exons. Lineage: Eukaryota; Fungi; Ascomycota; Sordariomycetes; Togniniales; Togniniaceae.